UGAGAAACUUCCUCAAAACUUUGCCUCCAAAAUUGCACUCAUGGAUCCAAUAAAACAUGAAGAUGACACAUGCAUCAUCUUAAGUAGAAUAUUGCCCACCCCUGCCUUCUUGUCUCUCAAGGAAUUAAUUUUCUUCGAAUGUAAGAGGUUGUCUAAACUCCCAAACAACAUUCAUGUCUUACAAUCAUUACAAGUAUUACAACUGCGAAGUUGUCAUGUCAUUACAAGUUUGCCAAAAAGCAUUAAAAAUCUUCAACAGCUCUUACAUCUUCAGAUCGUUGAUUGUGUAAUGCUUCAAUACAUUCCUCCACUUCCCCCAUCAAUUAUAUACUUUCAAGCAGAAAACUGCAAAUCUUUGGAGGCAGUCUCAAGUUUAACAAGUGAACCACCCAGAGAAUACUAUGCAUGGUUUAUAUUCCAUAACUGCACAAAGUUGGAUGAUGAUGCAUAUGAAGCCGUUUUGAAAGACUUGAAAUCCAAGAUACAACUUGUGGUAAAUAAUGAUGGAUAUCUGCAUAAUGAAGCAAACAAUGGUAAUAUAUUCUUCUUAUAUUAUUUACCAAGUAAAGAGAGCAUAAUUAAUGACUGGUUUCCUGACUACUGUAGAGAAGCUUCGAUCACUAUUGAAGUUGCUUCAGAUCACAAGAUUUCUUCUUGUCUUGUUGUCUGCAUCUUGAUUUCUAAAUACUCAUCAUGCAUCCUUACCGGGAAAGAAGUGAUAUUUAGAUGGGAAUGCUACUUGGGAAAGGGUUGCAACGAAUGGGAAUGGAUAGCAACUAUUGCCAAGAGGGUAGUCUUGGUCACCUAUGUUCCCGAUGUUUGGAUUCCUCAAUGGGAAACAUUAUCAGAUCAUAAGGUAGUGUGGUAUGAUGGAGAGUGUUCCAACAAGAUAACAGAAGCAAUCAAAGAGAGAAAGAGGGACAGCAGUUGUAAUACUAUGCUUAAAUUUGAGUUCUAUGCAAAUACAGAAGAUAAUGAGGAAGUAGUGAUAAAGGGGUGUGGGAUCCGUUGGAUGCAUGUCCAUGUCAAUCAUGAUGGAGAGAUUACUCCAGAUGCCACUCAUGAGGGCUAUGAAUCUCAUGACGUUGAGAGAAGAACAUAUCAUAUGAGAACUCCAUCCAACAAGAAAAGCUUCUCUGGGAAACACCUGUACUUCCUUUUGUUUAUUAUUGUUGUAGCAGUUAUCUAUUUGGUCACUUUAUAGCACACUUUCUCUGAGAACAUACCAUUACUUAUUUUUGUUCAUUUGAUUAUUGUUCAAUUUUCCCGUCAAUUUGGCAGUGUGCAGUUUAAUUUGCAUAUUGUUUUUUGCACUUUCACGCUCUGUUUUAUAUUCAUAAUAAGAUAUUAUCUAUUAUUAGAAGACGGGUUUUGAUGAUAAUUGAGUCAUGAAGGGAGGCUAUAUAAAUAAAUGUUAUAUCAUUCAGGAUGUCAUUAUUUUGAUAUAAUACUUGGCUUAUUUGAGACGUAGGUGUGGUCACCAUUCAAACUGAACAAUAACAAAAUU
This is a messenger RNA of Arachis stenosperma, 1507 nucleotides long. RefSeq lists its product as uncharacterized. The record is from RefSeq and is a predicted model, not a curated record. The transcript is spliced from 2 exons. Lineage: Eukaryota; Viridiplantae; Streptophyta; Magnoliopsida; Fabales; Fabaceae. The coding region runs from base 41 to 1204 and encodes 387 amino acids.